AUGUCCAAACGCAUCUCCUUCCAAGUCACUGGCAAAGUCCAAGGCGUCAACUUUCGCUCCUUCACAGUAGACAAAGCCCAAAGCCUCAAACUCACCGGCUACGUGCAGAACGCCAGCGACGGCACCGUGACCGGCGAGGCGCAGGGGGACCAGGGCUCGCUCGACAAGUUCGUGCAGCACUUGAACACGGGUCCCGGCGCGGCGGAUGUGAAUAAGGUGGAGCAGAAGGAGAUUGGCGCGAAGGAGGGGGAGAGCGGGUUUAGUCAGUGA
Messenger RNA from Saxophila tyrrhenica, 270 nucleotides. RefSeq lists its product as uncharacterized. The coding region runs from base 1 to 270 and encodes 89 amino acids. The record is from RefSeq and is a predicted model, not a curated record. Gene Ontology annotation, molecular function: acylphosphatase activity. The transcript is spliced from 3 exons. Lineage: Eukaryota; Fungi; Ascomycota; Dothideomycetes; Mycosphaerellales; Extremaceae.